This is a messenger RNA of Neodiprion virginianus, 2528 nucleotides long. Its product is annotated as calmodulin-lysine N-methyltransferase. Gene Ontology annotation, cellular component: cytoplasm. Lineage: Eukaryota; Metazoa; Arthropoda; Insecta; Hymenoptera; Diprionidae. The coding region runs from base 732 to 1769 and encodes 345 amino acids. The record is from RefSeq and is a predicted model, not a curated record. The transcript is spliced from 2 exons. Gene Ontology annotation, molecular function: calmodulin-lysine N-methyltransferase activity.
AAGAGGGCAGGAGGAGUGGCGAGAGAAAACGAGGAUGAGGAAGGAGGGAGAAUAGCCGGAGGCAAAAGCGCAUGCGCGAGUAGCGCGUGGCGCGGAGUUACGAGAGUUUUAGUUUUAGUCCGUUGGUCUCGUCCCUUCGCGCGCAUCGCAAGCGCGGCUCCUCUUCCUCGAUUAAUUUCGAGGGCCCCGAGCGGUGCAGCCGCCCCCUAAAAAAGCGCUCCCGAAUUGCUGCAACGGGGGCGAAGAAUAACCCGCAAAGGGGCACCGGUUGCGGAUUUACUUUCCUCUUAAUUUUACAUAAAUAUAUAUUUUUCGCAAACUGCACGUGGAACUGAAGUGAAUACAUAUUGGUUUACUCGAAUAAUUGAUUGUGAGAAAUGAGAGGAAGAGGAACUGGAAGAUAACCUUGUGCGAAACAGAAGAAAGUCGGAGGAGGAGACAAAUGCGGUAUAAACAACGCGGGAACAACACAACGGCUGUUUUUAAUCGGCAAUAUCCACGAGCGUCAAACGCGUCGACUAAUUUUUAUAACGUAUAAUUUUUAAACGUGAUCACGUGUCACGUGUGACGGUCAUCUUCGGUUAAUCCGAAUAGGAUAACAGGCGGGAAGACAGCGAAUGUUUAUCCCACGUAUCACACAUCACAAAGCGAUCGUGACGAGAAGCUGAAGUGAUCUACGGGUAAAUUCACACACCGAGUGAACGAGAAAAAAAGAUCUGCGGUCAACGAGGAUGGAGGGCUUGGAUAUUGGGUCGAGAAAAUUGGAGGUGAACGCGAACCGCGAGAAGAUGGCGGGAACUAAGAAAACGGAAAUGAUAAAUCGGGCGCAGCGGCGAUGGCGUCUCUUGGCGAGAGCGUUGACGAGAUCGCCGGAGCCGCAGGAAGACGCCGAGGAGUUAGAACCUGACCCGAUUUCCGUGAGACGGUUCACCAACUUCGGCUUGGUGAACGCGGCGGCGUUGGAGAACAUUAUCGGGGAUCGUGAAUCGACGUGGUAUUCGUACGCGGCGACGAUAGACCGGAAGUGCUUCGCUGUCGACGUCAGAGAGGUGAACAAGAGCUUCACGGCGAACGAGCUGAUCGGCUUCAACAACACGGGCAACAUUUGCGUGUGGCCGUCGGAGGAGUGCUUGGCUCAUUAUUUGCUGAGCAAUCGGGAUAUUUGCCGGGGAAAAACGGUCCUCGAACUUGGCGGAGGGAUGAGCUGCCUUGCCGGAGUCUUUGUCGCCAAGUACUGUAAACCUACGGCCGUCACCCUGACCGACGGCAAUGUCACCUCCGUUGAUAAUGCCAGGUGUAUCGUCGCCAGGAACAAAUUGGACACCUUUAUAGAUUGUCGUGUCGUUCAGUGGGAAAGGGCAGCCAAGGAUCUGAGGCAGGACGACGUCAACGCCAAUCAUACGUGGUCGACGGACUGGAACCAGCCGGAAUCCCGGCGCACGUCUCAGGCCGGACUCUACGACGUGAUCCUCAGCGCGGACUGUCUCUUUUUCGACGAGGCUCGGCUGGACCUGGUCGAAACGAUAUUCGGAUGGCUGGCUGAGGACGGAAUUGCGCUGAUAGUGGCGCCGAGGCGAGGUUCGACUUUUGAAAAAUUUACGGAAGCCGCGAUCGAGCGGGGCUUCACGGCCAGGCAGCGGGAAUUCUACGACCCUCGAGUUUGGUCGAGGCACCUGGAGCUCGUUGAGCACAGCCAAGAAUACUGCCCGGACAUCCAUUACCCGCUGCUUCUCGAGCUGACCAAGAAGCAAAUCAAGGCACCCGGAUGACGGAGGAUUUUUGCCGAUCAUCCGAUUUCGUUCCAGCAGCGUUUUGCUGUUUUAUUAAAUAUUGUCGAAGUCGUCGCAAUACACGAUUGGGAAACCAAAGAUCAGGGCGUAAGUUUUUCUGAAAUGUAUUCUUAAAUUCCGGUUGUGCGAUUAUCAUUUUUCUCCUUCUCGGGGAAUCGAGGUGGUCCAAACAAUUUGGAUUCAUUGUUUCGGAAACGGAAAGCCGGUAACAAAAUGAAUGCGAAAAUUGAUAUGUUAAUAUAAUAUUAUAUAUAUAUAUGUACAUGUUGUAGCAAUGUUACAAAAGACACGAAAUUAUGUAUAUUGUAAUAGAAAAGCGAAGAGAGACUUUACAUUGUAAACAUUAUUAUACACGGAUAGAUUUAUCCAAUAUAUACGAUAUACGUAAAAUGUGAAUAGAUUUGUCUCGCUGUUAUUUUUGUCCGUUGUAUCAUUUAUUCUAUGUAUAGGAAUGAAAAAACGUGUCUAGUUAUUUUGUUUACCCAAACGACCAAUAUAAUGCUUGCGAAGUCACUCACCUACAAUAUAAUAAAGAUUACCGCCUUGUACCCACAUUUUUAACUAUUAUUAAAAUUCGCCUUAUAUUUAUUAAUUGUGCAAACUUUUCCGUCUGUUCAAGUAAGUAAGGAAUUUUUCUAUUAUUCGUGCCCGUUGAAAAGAAAUUACUUGAAAAAAAAAAAAAAAAUAACCGUACGUAGCACAAGGUGUUCAAUUUUCACGAGAUAAAUAUCUGCAAGA